AUGUCAUCAGUCGAUCAUUAUCCCGAUCAAUUUUCAGACUUCUUGAAAGACGAAGAAAUCAAACGAAUCAGAACUGAAGUCUUCAGAAUCACAUCGAAAAGAGAGCCCGUCGAAAAAGAAACGCCAGAAGGAGAAAACAAGAGGAAAAUGUCCGGCGCAGAGAGAUUCAGGCCGAUGAUGAAGAGGAAUUACUGGAAGAAGGGCGGUGGAUCGAGAGGUUUUGGAGGGACUAAGAAUUGGACACUCGGCGAGGAAUGGGAACAAACGCCCUGUUCUUUGCUAGCAGCGAUCUCCAGUAAACAAGGCGGGUUAAAUUCGCGUCUUGACUACGCAUUUCGCCAAAUGACUCGUGAGACAAUUGAGGAUGCAACAUGCGCGGCGAAUAUAUUCGAGUGCCAGUGCAGUUUCGCGGGGCUGAUCACCAGCGGAACAAACCAGAAGAAAAAGAGCGCCAAGCACUUGGCUUCUGAAAUGAUGCUCAGAGUUCUGGAGGAGAGGGGAAUGGUCAAAGGACUCAGAUGUCCUACCAAGCCGUAUUUGGGCGUGGAGGACGAUAACUUUGACAACCCGAUUUCGAAGCUUUUUGAGUUUUUACAGAUACGAGCAAUUGAAAAGCCAGUGUUCUGGGACGACUUGUACGGAACGCAGUUCAAAGUCACCUGUACAAUCGCAUCGCUGAAGUUGGAGACAAGCGGACUUAGCUCAAGCAAGAAACAAGCUAGGCGCGAGGCGUGCCGUCACAUGCUCCAAAAGAUUGAAUCUUGUGAUGUAGACGAACUAGUGAAGGAAAACGAACUCGAGCAGAAACUCGAGGAGCUUGACAAGGAGAAUAAUUUUCGCAGAACGAAAGAUUACUUGGUUGAAAGAAGCAACAUCCAUUCAUUCCUUGGAUAUCGGAAUAAUCGCGGAGCUUACAUCAACAUUGACGCGAGAGAUCUGUACCGACUUCAAGCUACCGACAAGUUUAUGAACGUACUCGACGCGAUUUGCAAGCGUUACAAUCUUCUGGUGACAGUCUUCGAACCCCAAGGAGCUGGAGGACGAAAGGAUAACUACGGAUUGCGAGAGACGAUACUGAGAGUUGGGUGUAUUCCGCCUCUUGUCUGCUGUGCAAAAGGAUUCACAAAGGAAGACACUAGACAUGCAGCAGCACUACAAGCAAUUGAGCACUUUAACGUUGGCUCCAGGCGAAUGGUAUUCCGAGAGAAAGUAUACGACAGAGACGAAGAAUAG
This is a messenger RNA of Oikopleura dioica, 1233 nucleotides long. The record is from the annotation of a GenBank genome assembly. Lineage: Eukaryota; Metazoa; Chordata; Appendicularia; Copelata; Oikopleuridae.